UCUGUGAGCCCAUCGCAAUUACCUGUUCCUCCAGAACUGAAGCGAGCGCGGGUUGUCGAGCACAUGCCACGUUGGGAGCCCAAACUGAGCUGAACUGCCUCCACCAGCGACCAGGACAAUUUAAAAAUUUAACUCAAGUCAAGUGGGUUUAUUUUUUUUUACUCUUUUUCUUUUUUCCCCAACCUGUGAACAACGACAGAGACGACUCUCGCGAAGAUGCACUUGUUGUCCACCAGCUGCGUGUGCGCUCUGCUCCUGACCGCGCUCCUGUGCCAAGUCGCCGGCCUGGAGACGGUCGUCGGCCUGUAUGGAGAAACGGUCGAGAUCCCCUGCAACAGCGGAGCCGUGAAGGCGGAAGACGCCGGCAUCAUUAAAUGGAAAUACGACAAAGGAGACGGCCUUUCGGGAGACCUGCUGGUAAAGCGGAAAGACCAGGACGUUGUAAUCAGCGCCACUGAUGAAUACAAGAGCCGUGUGAGCAUGGCCGCGAAUUUCAGCCUGCUGCUUUCUGCAGCCAAGCUCACCGACCAGCGGACCUUCACCUGCAUGGUGGUGUCCCAGUUGGACAUCAUAGAAAACCCAGUCAAUGUGGUGAUCUACAAGUCGCCGUCAGAUCUGGAGAUUUCUGACAGCGCAACGGAGCUGGAGAUUGGCAAACUUGCUAAGCUAGGAACAUGUGUAGCGAAAGAUGCCAAUCCAGCCGCCAACAUCACGUGGCUGAAGAACAAUAAACCUCUGGUGGCUGAUGGGCAAGGGAUUUCCAUCCAGUCCUCUGUGCUGGUAGACCCUGUUACCAAACUCUCCACCACCAAAUCCACCCUGGAGUACUCUGCUGAGAAGGAGGACGCGCACGCCCAGUUCACCUGCAGCACUCAGCACACCGUGGGUGCAGAGCUGGUGUCCCCUCCACUGACCUUGACUAUUACCUAUUCGACAGAGAACAUCGUCCUUGAGGUCAGUGCUCAGGACUCUCUCGUAGAGGGUGACAACUUGACUCUACAGUGCGUGGCAGAUGGGAACCCAUCUCCUACCAGCUUUUACUUUCACCUUAAGGGAGAGCUGAUGAAAGUAGAAAACGGAGAUACUUACACCAUCAAAAACAUCUCACGUGACACCUCCGGGGAAUACAAAUGCUCUCUGAUUGAUAACCCGUCAAUGGAAUCAUCCAAGAAGGACGUCACCGUCAACUACCUAGACAUCAAUUUAAGCCCUUCUGGGAACAUCGUCAAGCGUGCCGGUGAUGCCCUGGAUGUAACUCUCAACAUUACUUCUCCCGAAACACCAAAGGUGUCCUGGACAAAGGAUGGCAAGAAAUUGGACAAGCAGCCCGAGUUUACCAAGCUCGUUUUCAUGGACUCUGGCAGCUAUGAGUGCGAGGUGACGCUGGGACCCCUGAACCGGAAAUCUUCUUUUAUGCUUGUUGUCGAAGGUGCUCCCGUCAUCCAGAAGCUGUCCACAGAGCUCAGCAAAGACGGCCAGCAAGUCCUCACUUGCCAGGCUGAAGGUUCCCCAAAGCCGACAGUCUCCUGGAGCAUCAACGGCACCUUGCUCGAUGAGACUCCCUUCGAGAACGGAAAGAUAACACACAGCAUCACAGUGGUGCCCUCCGCCAAUCUAACCGUCUCUUGUACAGUGUCCAAUGAGUUUGGCGUUGAUACCCAAGCUAUAAAUGUGUCAUCUCUAUAUGAGGAGGUGAGAAUGGAUAAACGAGACCCGUCGGACGACGGCGACCAAACCAAGGUAGUGGUUGGAGUUGUAGUCGGCCUCCUCGUUGCCACUCUGGUUCUGGGCCUGGCAUACUGGGUGUACAUGAAGAAAUCCAAACAAGGAAGCUGGAAGACCGGUGAAAAGGAGAACGGGUCUUCUGAGGAGGAGAAAAAACUGGAGGAGAAAGUGGAGGAGAACAGUCAAAAAGCAGAGGUGUAAAGAAACGUUCUUGAAAUGGGGAUGUCAAAGUAAGAACAUGGAACUUUUGCACAUUUCUCUUCACCUCUGUCUUUGGAAAAAAAAGAAAAGAAAAAUCGAGUGUACAUUGGGAUGAAGACAGUUUGGAUUUGGUUUCAGGGAGAAUUUUGCUAAAAAGCAUAUCCAAACUUCCACCACCCCUCAGCCCAUCAACCCUAAAAGAAAGAAAAAAUAAAAACAGAUACUGUAUGUGAUAUACAUAAUUUGUCUGCACUACUGAUACACGUGUAAACUUGUCUACUAUUAGGAUUCAUGUCUGUUAGAAUGGAAUUUGGGAAACCGAGAAAAUGCAGAAAAUUUGUUUGUUUGUUUUUCAGUUUCAUUAGUCGAUGGAAGUAAAGUUACUACUAGACCAGUUGCCUUUGCUGUAAGGAUGUGUAGGCCUGCAUUAGUCCGCGUCUGACCCGAGAGACAUUACCACCGUUGCUUCUUAGUUUCACGCCACCUCAACCUCUGCCUUCAACAUCGGUGUGAUCAAUCCGCUCAUUUGUUUUCAGCUGCAUCAUUCAGGAGUUUAAAAAAGAAAAAGAAACGGAAAAAAAUGUUGAAAUUGAGAGGAAAUUCCAGAAAGGGCUAUGGGUAUAGUGUUAUACUCGGCAUUAGUUGUAGAUGGAAAUAUGAUUUACACGUCAACUUGCAGGAAGUUCUUUGGUGUUACAUGUUUGUUUUUUUCUUUAAUUAAUUGUGAGAAAACUACUCAUUUCGCCUUUUCGUCUUGAUUCAAACGUACUGUACAUUUGAUGUAGCCACUGUACGACACAAGCAGGUAGAUUAUUGGGAGAAUGUAUAGCACAGAUCAGCUAAUUUUUUCUUUUGUUUUACCGGCUGCGCACGUUGCUUUGCGUAAAAAGUUUCAUUUUCAAGCUUCUCUGAAGAAAAAAAGUACUUGAGCCUUGUAGUAACGAAGAGAUGUUUCAGUUUAUCUCUAAAGGCUUCACGUAAGUUCGUAUGCGCUACAUCAGUGUUGAGGUACGAUUGAUUGUUACGUAGCUAUGGCAGAGUUUUGUAACCGAGGCCACCGAGGGUACGGGAUGUUUGUCUCGAGGUGGCCUUUAUCAUAUGUUUGCCUUCUUUUGAAAAUCUACCUGUAACUGCUUCAGUUCGUGAUGUGCACUAGGGUUCAUGUUUCACGUCAUACUUAUGUAGAAUACGACGAAAUACGCGCAGCUGUACACAAUUUUGGUCCUUUAAGAGCGUUCGCUAAAUUUGAAAAUGCAUUAAGACCAGGACGUUGUUGUGAAAAUAUGUAAUUUUUCUUUCUUUUUUUUUUUUUGCUAUUUAUAUUGUUCAAGAUUAAAUAUCCUGGUAGGCAAAAUUCAAUAACCGUCACAUAACUCAUAUCUUGGAUUUGAUAAAUUGCUUGCAAAAAAAAUAAAUAAAAAUAAUUAAGUUCUGAGUCAUCAGUAGUUUGCUCGGCGUCUGGUUGAAUAAUAUAUUCAGCAUGUGAUAAUCUCAGACUUCCAAGCUGCUGUUUGUUGCCUACCUUGUGUGAAAAACCAUCAAAUUGGAAGAAUGACCAAAGAAAGUGAACAUUGCCAUGCAAGUAUUGUAAAUAUCUGAUGUUUGUUUUUGUACUUUUGUUUAAAAUAAAGUGUACAUUUGGAAAAGUUAUGCCCACUGAAUAUUAAUUAUGUUGUCAUGGGUUUCUGAUCAUCUUUUGAAAUAAAGAGCAACGCGGUUGGUUCAGACCUUA
Messenger RNA from Mugil cephalus (flathead mullet), 3658 nucleotides. RefSeq names its product CD166 antigen homolog. Gene Ontology annotation, biological process: cell adhesion. Gene Ontology annotation, cellular component: plasma membrane. The coding region runs from base 217 to 1926 and encodes 569 amino acids. The transcript has 16 exons. The record is from RefSeq and is a predicted model, not a curated record. NCBI's taxonomy places the organism in Eukaryota, Metazoa, Chordata, Actinopteri, Mugiliformes, Mugilidae.